GGGAGAGGGAGAAAAGCCGUUGAGUGAGUGGGGCGGGAGGGAGCUCCGUCCAGCAGCUACUUUUCACCCCACUGGCCCAGUGAGAACGUCACCUGUGCUUCCGGGAAAUGAGCCAAAGACCCUCUCAGGUGGCCCCGGAGGCCCGGCGGGUGCCAAGGGCACCAAAGAACAUGCGGGAGGUGGGGGUGGAGACGGAGUCUGAGGCGGAGCCGGAGUUGGAGCUGCCCGACGCUGCAAGCCCCACAUCCCAGGAGGAGGAACAGCCAGCGAGCUUGCCCUCAGAGCAGUCCUCACCAUCGAAAAAGCAUAAGGGCAAGCCAUCCUCGCGGGAGCCGGGGCGCCGCUGCAACACGGACUGCCUGGAUGCGCGGCUGUCCCGCGCCUUCGGGUGGCUGGGCUGGGCGGUGGGCACGCACCCCUGGUACUUCCUGCUGGUGCCCAUGAUGCUGGCGGCCACGCUCGGCACCGGCCUGAUCUACCUGCCCAAGGACGGAGACGAAGACCUCGAGGAGCAGUACACCCCGAUAGGGGGCCCCGCCAAGGCCGAGCGGCGCUUCGUGCAGGCUCACUUCACCACCAACGACACCUACCGCUUCUCCGCCACCAGGAUGAGCACCGAGGUCAAUUUCGCCUCCGUCCUGGUGGUCAGCGACACCGACUCGCUGCUGAAAGAAGACACCUUUAUAGACGUGAGUAGACUGGACCACAUGGUGCAGUCUCUGUCUGUGGAAGAGGUUGACGGAACCGAGAUCACCUACCCGCAGGUGUGCGCCAGGUACAAGGCCUACUGCGUGCCCUCCAACCCGCUCAUGUACACCUGGCAGCAGAACAGAUUGCUGAACCUCAAAAACCUCACCUUCCCCAUAAUGACAUACAAAGACCAGCCUAUCUACCUGAGCGGCUUCUUUGGGGGAAACGUCUUGGGUGAGCACAUGGGAGGGAACCGGUUGCUCCUGCGGAGCAAAGCCCUGCGGCUGCUGUACUACCUGAAGACCGAGCGCCCGGAGGACAGCCUGCAGAGCAAGCAGUGGCUGAACCAGUUCCUGAACCAGUUCAACAACAUCAGCAACGGUCUGAACUUGAAGAAUGUCCAGGUGGUCUACUUUACAUCACUCUCUAGAAAACUGGAAUUUGAGUCAACUUCUAGGACAGUGAUCCCUUUGUUUCACUGGGCAUACUUUCUCAUCGUAGUAUUUGCGACCAUAUCAUGCUACAGGUUGGACUGUGUACGAAACAAAAUGUGGGUUGCAGUCUUUGGAGUGAUUUGUACUUUCUUGGCAGUGGUGAGCGGCUUUGGCCUCCUGCUGCACGUGGGGAUGCCGUUCGUGAUGAUAGUUGCAAAUUCACCGUUUCUUAUUCUAGGUGUUGGAGUUGAUAACAUGUUUAUCAUGGUUGCUGCCUGGCAGAAGACCAGACUCGCAGAAAGCAUACAAGAGCGGAUGUCCAACGUCUAUUCAAAGGUGGCAGUGUCCAUUACAAUCACCACACUCACCAACGUCCUGGCUUUCUAUACAGGGACUAUGAGCUCUUUCAGGUCCGUACAGUACUUUUGCAUCUAUACAGGAACAACCCUGUUAUUUAGUUAUAUGUAUAACAUCACUUGUUUUGGAGCAUUUAUGGCCCUAGAUGGUAAAAGAGAAGUACUCUGCCUACGCUGGGUGAAAAAGCCAGAGACUCGUGACCAAAAAUGUUCCUCAUUAAAAAAGUUCUGUUUCCCAUUUGGUUCUGUCGUAGAUGAACAGGGAACUGACAUCCAUCCAAUGAAUGCAUUCUUUAGAGACUAUUUUGGUCCUUUGAUCACAAAUACUCAGUCCAAGGUUUUUGUAGUGGUGCUAUACUUUUUGUACAUUGUCAGUAGUAUAUAUGGGUGUUUCCGAGUACAGGAGGGUUUAGACCUUCGAAGUCUGGCAAGUGAUGAUUCCUACAUCACACCAUAUUUUAAUGUAGAGGAAGAUUAUUUUUCAGACUAUGGUCCCAGGGUUAUGGUUGUCAUUACUAAAAGUAUUGACUACUGGAAUGAAGAAGUUAGGCAAAAAUUGGAAAAAUGUAUGAUAGAUUUUGAAAAAAAUCACUAUGUAGAUGCAAGUCUUACAGAGUUUUGGUUACGAGCUUAUGUGCAAUACAUGAAAGGUAGCGGACAAGAUCCUAAUGAUAAGAAUACUUUUUUAAAUGGUAUUUCUGUUUUUGUAAACUAUCUUCCAGUUUUUAUGCAUGAUAUUAAUAUUUCAUCAUCACAUGAAAUCAUUAGUUCCCGGGGCUUCAUUCAGACUGCGCAUAUUUCUACCUCAACCAGUAAGAAGAUGAUGUUAAUCCAAUUACGAAGCAUAGCCGAAAAGUGCGAAAUUCCCCUACUAGUGUUUAACCAGGCAUUCAUAUAUUUUGAUCAGUUUGCCGCAAUAUUAGAAAAUACUGUUCGAAAUGUCAUGGUUGCAUCAGCAGCUAUGUUCAUUGUUUCCUUAUUGUUAAUUCCUCAUCCAAUGUGUUCCUUGUGGGUAACUUUUGCUAUUGCUUCUGUGAUUGUGGGAGUAACGGGUUUCAUGGCAUUCUGGAAUGUCAAUCUUGAUUCCAUAUCCAUGAUUAAUCUCGUCAUUUGUAUAGGGUUUUCUUUCGAUUUUUCUGCACACAUUUCCUAUGCAUUUGUUUCCAGUUCUCACCCCUCAGUAAACGAAAAAUCAAUUCAAGCCUUACAUGAGCUAGGCUACCCAGUGUUACAAAGUGCAGUUUCAACAAUAAUAGGGGUGUCUGUUUUAUCUACAGCUGAAGCGUACGUCUUCAGGAUAUUUUUUAAGAUUAUGUUUCUUGUUAUGUUAUUUGGGGCUGCUCAUGGCCUAAUUUUUAUUCCAGUAUUCUUAACCCUUUUUCCACGUUUUAUUUGAAUAUCCGCUAACAAAUCAAAGAUGAAUUAUAGAAUUCCUGAUUGCCCCAAUCCUAUCUGAUUAAAAAAAUGCACUAUUAAGAAUAGUCAAUAAACUUAAAACAAAUGCAUGUUUCCUUGACUUGGAAAUUUCAUUUUAAAAUGUUAUUUAAAAUAUCCUGAGAAAAAUUAAUUAGUCUUAUAUUAAAAUAUCUUUACUGUACCCAUAUCCAUAAAUGUUUAUAUAGAUGUUCCCUGACUUACACUGGUUCAACUUAUAAUUUUUUGACUUUAUGAUGGUGUGAAAGUGAUACUCAUUCAGUAGAAACCAUACUUCGAAUGUUGAAUUUUGAUCUUUUCCAGGCUAGUGAUAUGUGGUACGCUAUUCUCUCGUGAUACUUGGCAGUGGCCGCAGCAGCAAGCCACAGCUUCUAGUCAGCCGUGGGAUCAUGAGUAAACAGCCCAUACACAAUACACUCUACAGUGUAUUGUAUUCCACAAAUUACAUGAGAUAUUUGACACUAUUUUAAAAUAGGCUUUGUGUUAGAUGAUUUUUCCAACUAUAGGCUAAUGUAAGUGCCCUGAGUACGUUUCAAGUAAGCUAAACUAACCUAUGAUGGUUAAGUAUAUUAAUGCAUUUCAGGUUAGAAUAUUAUCAGUUUUGAAUGGGGUUAUCAUUGAGGAUGCAACCCCAUUGUUAAGUCAAGGAGCAUCUGUAUGGGUGCUCAUUAUCAUUCAUUGCAAAACAAAUUUCUCUUUCUUUUGUCAUUUCUUCUUUGACCCAUGGAUCAAACAAUGCCUUUAUUUUCUCCUCAUUUUUAAAGAAAACUUUAACUGUAUAUAGAAUUCUAGGUGGAAAAGGUUUUGUUCUUUCAGCACUUGAAAGAUGUCAUUGCAUUGUCUUCCUGAUACAAUGCUUUCAUUAGAAUUCAGCCCAAUUCUUACAUUCUUCCUCUCUAUAUAAUAUGCCUUUUUUUCUUUAGCUAUUUUUAAGAUUUUCACUUUAUUAUUGAUUUUCAGCAAUUUGACUAUUAUGUUUUUUCUAUGUAACCUUCAAUGUAUUUGAGCUGUAGGAUCUGUGGCUUGAUAAUUUCCAUCACAUUUGGAAAUAUUUUGGCCUUUAUUUCUUCCAGUGUUUCUCUGCUACAUUCUCUCUCUCCUCUCCUUCUGGGACUCAAUUACAAAUAUGUUCUUGUUGUUUUAGUUGGUUCAUAAAAUUGUAAUAUUCUUACAAGUUUGCGUUAUUAAUAAAUUUGAAUAGUUGACACCUUCUAUUGAAA
This is a messenger RNA of Microcebus murinus (gray mouse lemur), 4134 nucleotides long. It is a transcript of the gene PTCHD3, whose product is annotated as patched domain containing 3. Gene Ontology annotation, cellular component: membrane. Lineage: Eukaryota; Metazoa; Chordata; Mammalia; Primates; Cheirogaleidae. The record is from RefSeq and is a predicted model, not a curated record.